ACGGUAGCGGACAGCACAAUGUCAAGAUACGAUGCCCGGAUAAUGCCCAAUUUCACGCCGACAGUGGACGCGGAGGUAGAGGCGCUUCUGAGACACAUGAAUUGCCUCAGCGAGCGGGUCCAGGUAGCUGAGGUAGAGUUGGCCGUAGCUUGCGCAAGCAGCUGCGAGAGAUGUGAAAGCUCCGGGAUGCCGCGUGCGCACAAGAUUAAUCAACAAUGGUCACUUAUUUCGGUAGUGGCUGAUGGUACAAGCCUUGACAAAGUGAGCCAAGAUAGCUUGUCGAGCAAAGUAAUGUCAAAGAUUGACGAUGUUGUACUCAAGUUAGACAAAGCACAAAGCAAGCCUGUGGAACAGCAGCAAGGGACGCAAUCUGUGGUACAAAUUCAAACAAUUGUUAGAGGUUGGCUGUGCCGAAAUCAUGAUAUGCUCUGCGCCGCAGUGUUGCAGCAGCUGCGUGAUUGGGUUAUAGGAGGUAUCCACAAAGUCAUGCGCUUGGACGUACUUCGGCAGAUGAAAAUGGAUGAAGUUUCUCGUGAUUGCACUACUGAGCGUAAUGUAAAACUUGUUCAGGGUUGCUUCAAGGCAUGGCAUUCUGGGACCCUUUCAAAACGAGAGCAGGUCAACUACAUUAGCUCUGCCAUUAUUACUGCAAUCGCAAAACGCGAAGCGCGAAUGUUGCGAACUGUUCUCAGAGCUUGGUAUUGCGACUGCAAAGGGCCUCGUUCAAAGCGAAGCUGCCAACACCGCCGUACUGAAAUGCUCCGUGCCGCUCGUCACCGCAUCAAAACCCGAGAAAAAAACAUUUUGGCAAGGAACCUAGUAGGGUGCCUUAUUAUUACAAACAACAUGAUUGCAUCUGAGCUGAGCCGGACCAUCCACCACGCUGCGAAAAAAAGACAAGUUUGGUGGCGAUUGCACCAUCACUUUCGGGCAUUGAAGCAAUUGCUAAAAGUCAAAGCCUCCAUGCGUCGACUGGCCAGCACGCAUCAUCGAAGAGUGAUGUAUUCCCACUUUUUCUACCCGUGGACAGAACAUCUGCAUGCAUCAUCAAAUGCCACACUUGAUCGCGCUCGUUGGCCCAAGCCAAGAUGCUAUCAGCCGCGAUACUCACAAAAACUUGUCAAACAGUUUGCUCAGGUUUUCAUUCGCAAACAUAUUGUUGGGCCCUGUUGGAAACACUGGUAUGCGUACUAUAGGGCACGGACAUCCCAGCACGCACUACAAGCAUGUGCUGCUCAACGUAGCCUUCUUGCCCACUGGUCACACUGGCGUAGGGCAGCUGCUCAUCGGCGCAAGCUAAGAUCACUCAGUGUGAGUAUAUGGCAGGAAACAAGUCACCAGCUUCUCAGUAGGCCCCUCCGAGCUUGGUAUACGCACAGCCGCAAAGUACGCUCCCGUCGGAGAGCUCAGAAUCGCCUCGUGACAGCACAUGUAUGCGCACGAAAUCGCCGACUUAGGCUCAGGUUUAUGCGUGGAUGGCAUCACCAGGCCGUCUAUGGUCGUGUCGAAGGAUUGUAUACGCGAGCCGAGCUUGUGCGGUCCUUAGCCGAGUUACAAGCCCACGCACGAAGGCUCGAGACACGUGGCGAGUUUUAUGGUGUUACUUGCGAAGAAGCUUUUAAGCAGCUGGAGGAUGAGCGUGAUUGGGCUAGUCGCGCAGCGACUCGUUUAAACGACCGCGAGAUCCAUGCUAGACGGUUGACCCUAGCCAUGCAUCAUGCCCAGGCUGAAAUUGAUCGUAUUGGUUCCGCAAUAAAAUGUACUGCUAAGCUUCACCCAGCUGCAGUGCGCAGAGCAAUAGUAGACGCUGCAUGUCUGCAAACAACCGACGAUGCCGGGGCUAUUAAGACUAAAGCAACGGACCGAUUGCCUGAACUUCCAUUUAAACCGGAAUUUGGGCUGGCUCGCGAAGCAGGACUUUUUGCCAGCGACGCUGUUGGCACAAAGAAGAAAGUUGAUAAUAUUAAACAAGCAGGCAGUCAAAUCAUCAAGGAGCAAGAUUUUGUUGAUGUGGAUCUAGAAUACCUUAUGCUUAGACUGCGCUUUGUUCUUGCCCAAGCCUCUACUGACUUUCGCAGCUUUAAACAUUUUGGGGGUAAACUUCUCUAUGUCCCUAAUAAAUGUAGAUACCCAUCAUCUCGAGACGAUGAGGCUUAUAAAGCUGUUCUAGAAAUAGCCAGAGACAUCGAGGCGGGUUGGCAUUUGUGGAAUUUUCUGAUACACGGCGAUGUGUCGACACUCAGCAACAAACAUGCUGUUGCUUGGAAGGUAUUGGAGGGAACCAUCGUUGACAUUGAUGCUAGAUGGACUUCACUGAAAGGCACCACCAUGAAUGGGCACGAGCGACUUCCAAUCUGGAGCGAAUUUUGCCAUGCUCUUUUGUUACUGCCUUUCGAGUCACAGCUAAUACCCACAUGA
This is a messenger RNA of Pelagomonas calceolata, 2418 nucleotides long. The record is from the annotation of a GenBank genome assembly. NCBI's taxonomy places the organism in Eukaryota, Pelagophyceae, Pelagomonadales, Pelagomonadaceae.